AUGGAUGUCUUUGAUGAAGAUAUGCAUAUGGAUUGCGAUUUUGUUAAUCCUGGACAGGUUUAUUGGCCAAACAUUCAGCACCUAACCGUUCGUACUACUGAACAGCAAGCUCCCCAUCUUGCCAGGUGUUGGGCCGGUUCAGCUGGCUUCGAUCAUCGAUACGAACAGCAAUUUGCCGCUAAGGCGCAAAGCGUCAUGAUCUAA
Messenger RNA from Strongylus vulgaris, 204 nucleotides. The record is from the annotation of a GenBank genome assembly. NCBI's taxonomy places the organism in Eukaryota, Metazoa, Nematoda, Chromadorea, Rhabditida, Strongylidae.